Molecule: messenger RNA, 1905 nt
Organism: Argiope bruennichi
Lineage: Eukaryota; Metazoa; Arthropoda; Arachnida; Araneae; Araneidae
Exons: 4
Coding region: 1-1905 (634 amino acids)
Source: RefSeq, a predicted model, not a curated record
AUGAGAGAUGAUAAAGAACUGGUGACUUACCAAGGGCUUGGUUCUUUGAUGUCUGUUCAUUUUACUGAUAAUUUGCGGGAAGCUUCCAACCGAGGUUCACAGGCGAGGAUGGUCAUACAAUGGGUCAAUUUGAAGAUAAACGACCAUAUCCGUAAAGGCCACAGGCCGUUGGAACGUGGCUUUAGUCGGUACAGAAAUGAUGUGAGAAAUGACGAUGGAAGCUAUGUUGUUAAAAUGCCGUUUAAAAUAGACCCCCCAUGUUUAGGCGAAUCAAAACACAUUGCUACUAAAAGAUUUAAUUCACUUUGGCAACGUUUGAAGAGAGAACCAGAGUAUAGGCAACUAUACAGCGAAUUUUUAACUGAGUAUGAGAAUUUGGGGCAUAUGCAGGCAACUUGCGAAACUCCAAGGUAUAUUAUGCCUCAUCAUGGCGUUUUUAGGCCAGAAAGUAGUACUACAAAAUUACGCGUUGUUUUUAACGCAUCAGAGGCAACGUCAUCUGGACAAUCGCUUAAUGAUAAUUUGUAUUCAGGAUCUGUUGUCCAAGAUGAUUUGUUCGCUAUUUUGUUGAGAUUUCGAAAACAUUCUAUAGUUUUCACCGCCGAUAUAAAAAAGAUGUAUCGUCAAAUUUGGAUACAUCCAGAUCAGUGUGAUUUACAAUGUAUUUUAUGGAAGGAUUUAGAGGAAGAGAAUUUACGUGUAUUUAAGUUGCUCACUGUUACCUACGGAACCAAAUGCGCUCCUUACUUGGCGACCAUAGUACUAAAACAAAUAUGCUGUGAUGAGCAGAACAACUAUCCUUUAGCCGCUGCUGCUGGCAAAGAUUUUUACGUCGAUGAUAUACUCAGUGGUACCGAGGAUUUAUCUUCUGCCAUUGAACUACAAAACCAGUUAAUACAAUUGUUAAAAUCAGCUGGUAUGGAGCUUCACAAAUGGAGCUCAAAUAAUCCUGUUUUGUUACAAAAUGUCCCAACGUCGGACCGAGAAUACAAUUUCGAUAACCCCAACUCAGCUACUUUAAAAACUUUGGGAUUACAAUUCAAUCCUGAAAAGGAUACAUUUAGUUUUAGUGUUCAAAAAAUUGUGAGACCUGCAACAAAAAGAACAAUGCUAUCGGACAUAUCCAGAUUGUUUGAUCCUUUAGGCCUCUUAGGACCUUUGAUAAUCACAGCGAAGAUGUUCUUGCAGAAGUUGUGGAUUUUGAGAAUUGAUUGGGACGAUGAAGUUCCCUUACACUUAAAUAGAGAGUGGGAAAAAUUUAGUUCUGAAUUGAGUCAAUUGAAAAAUGUAAACAUAGAUCGUCAUGUGGUAUGUUCUAAAGUUCUGAAAGUAGACCUGAUAGGCUUCGGAGAUGCUUCGAAAAAUGCAUAUGGUUGUGCUGUCUACACCAGGUCUUUGUCAAGGUCUGGUGAGAUAAAGGUGUCACUCUUAUGCAGCAAAUCUCGAGUGGCUCCCAUCAAAGAAAUUAGUAUCCCACGUUUGGAGCUUUGUGCAGCGGAUUUGCUUUCCAAGCUUACCGUUAAGGUUCUGUCAUCCUUGCAACUAGACAUUGAUGGAGUACAUUUGUACUCGGACUCCACUGUGGUGCUUGCUUGGAUCAAAACUCCACCUACAUCGUUGAAAACUUUUGUGGCUAAUCGAGUCGCUAGGAUUCAAGAGUAUACUAAGAACUUCCAAUGGCAUUAUGUAAAUACUGCUGAGAAUCCUGCGGACUUGAUAUCACGAGGAGUUUUCCCUUCAAAGAUCCAACAGUUGGACAUUUGGUGGAAUGGACCGUCUUUUCUUUCAUCUAGUAGCUGUCCAAACUUCAAUGACGAUCCUGGUGUCUCAGAUGAUGAAUAUCUUCUUGAGGUUUGUCAAGAAUCUAAAAGAAGCAGUGAAGACAACAGGUCCACUGAAUGCUGA